Striga hermonthica is the source of this 1098-nucleotide messenger RNA. The record is from the annotation of a GenBank genome assembly. NCBI's taxonomy places the organism in Eukaryota, Viridiplantae, Streptophyta, Magnoliopsida, Lamiales, Orobanchaceae.
AUGUGUUUUAAGAAGAAAGGUGUGGGUUCAAGAAACUGGAUAGCUUUGGACAGCAAUGGGCAAGCUAUAAUCCUGGAUUUGGACAAAUAUGAUAUCAUGAAAAGAGUCGAAAUCAAUGCAAGAGACCUUCGAAUUAUCGACCCUUUGCUCUCAUAUCCUUCUGCAAUUCUUGCCAGAGGCAAAGCAAUUGUCCUCAAUUUGGAGGUAUUAUUAAGGGACCCUUUCGAUGAUGAUGUUAUGCCGGUUGUUGAAGAACUCCAGAAAAGAUUGCCUUUGGCCAUGGGUCGAGGGGAAGGAGGAGAAGAAGAAGAGGAAGAGUUCGGUAGCAGUAAAUUUGGAACUAUUGGUGUUGAAGAAGAACUUCCAUUCGAAAUCCGAGCUUUAGAAGUAGCGUUAGAGGGUGUUUGUAGCUCUCUCGAUACUCAAACUAGAGAAUUGGAAGUUGAUGCUUACCCGGCUUUAGAUGAGCUCACUGCAAAGACCAGCAGUCGAAACUUGGACCGUGUGCGUAAAAUGAAGAGCGCUAUGACUCGGUUGAUAAGUCGGGUUCAAAAGGUAAGGGAUGAACUGGAACAACUUCUGGACGAUGACGAUGACAUGGCGGAUCUUUAUCUCUCGAGAAAAUCUGCCAUGUCAGCUUCUGUCUCGAGCGGUUAUGGAUGUGACAGGUGGCAGCUGGUGGCAGAUGAAUCUCCAUUAACAACCUCAAAUAUGUCUAAAAGUACACAAGAUGAGAACAAUGUUGAGGAACUUGAAAUGCUUCUUGAGAACAAUGAAAGAAUGUUCUUUCAUUUUAGUUCAAUUUUCUUUUUGUUUGAUCAGUUGAGGGAGUAUAUCGAUGACACAGAGGAUUACAUCAAUAUACAGUUUGAUUGUCUUGUUCUUGUACAGUUGGAGCUCUUUCUAAGUUCCGGCACGGUUUGCCUGUCGAUGUAUUCGUUAGUUGCAGCAAUUUUCGGAAUGAACAUUCCAUAUCCGUGGAGGGAAAGCCACGGCCAUCUGUUUAAAUGGGUAAUCUUUCUUACAACUCUGGCUUCUGGAUCUGUUUUUCUGUGGAUAAUUUCUUACGCUCGGCACAAGGGUCUUGUUGGUUCUUGA